Messenger RNA from Priceomyces carsonii, 627 nucleotides. RefSeq names its product ADP-ribose diphosphatase (gene YSA1). NCBI's taxonomy places the organism in Eukaryota, Fungi, Ascomycota, Pichiomycetes, Serinales, Debaryomycetaceae. Gene Ontology annotation, molecular function: ADP-ribose diphosphatase activity. Gene Ontology annotation, biological process: ribose phosphate metabolic process; nucleoside phosphate metabolic process. The record is from RefSeq and is a predicted model, not a curated record. Gene Ontology annotation, cellular component: nucleus; cytosol. The coding region runs from base 1 to 627 and encodes 208 amino acids. The transcript has a single exon.
AUGGGUUAUCUGACGAAAGGAAGUCCCUAUGAUGCAAAAGUUGUUUCGAUAGAACAUUUGCCUCAAGGCAAAUGGAUUCAGACUCGCAAAAUCAACUACCAAGAUCCUACAGGGAAGAAUAGAGAGUGGGAAAUGGCUGUAAGAACAACUAGAACCGAUACCACGAAUGUCGAUGCAGUCGCUAUCUUUUCGGUCUUAUGUCACCCUGAUAAGCCUAAAGAAGUUGUCUUAGAGAAGCAAUUCAGGCCCCCUACUGAGAAGGUUAUAGUGGAAUUGCCAGCUGGUUUGGUUGAUCCAAAUGAAUCAAUUGCCACUACAGCUAUAAGAGAGUUGAGAGAGGAAACUGGUUAUCACGGUGUGUUUAAGAGGCAGUCAACUCUCAUGUUUAACGAUCCAGGGCUUUCCAAUGCUAAUAUGGUUGUAGCUUUCGUUGACGUUGACCUUAAAGACCAUGCGAAUAUUGAUCCAAAACCAGAAUUAGAAGAGGGGGAGUUCAUUGAGACGUUUUCAUUACCUUUGGACAAUUUGUUGGAAGAGUUAGAGGACCUUCUGAAGAAGGAAGGUUGUGUUGUUGAUGCUAGGUUAUAUCAUUUAGCAAUCGGAUUAGAUGUUGCGAAAAGGCUCUAA